CUUGUCACCUACUCCUUUUAAGUUCCCAAUCUUGCUUUCUAUUGCUUUCUCGUGCUUUUUAGCGAGAGAAAAGAGGGAUUUAGAGAGAAGCCACUUGGAAAAAAAAGAGCUUUGAUCUUUGCUUUGCUUGUGUUUUGUGGCAAUGGAGAAGCACAAAUGCAAGCUCUGUGCUCGAACUUUCUCUAAUGGCAGAGCUUUAGGAGGUCACAUGAAAGGUCACUUAGCCACCCAUCCACUGCCCCCCAAGACGACCCAGCACCAACUCGGUGACCGUGUUGAGUCAGCUUCUUCUUCAUCUGCUUCAUCAGGUGAAGAGCAAGAACUACAAGAAGAGAAAAGCAGAGAAGUAGUUGAAGAGAAAUCUUUGGUUUACGGGUUAAGAGAGAAUCCCAGGAAGAGUUUCAGGUUUGCAGAUCCUGAAUUCUCCUUUGCAGUAGAUUCUGGGUCCGUUGUCCAAGAUAGAGAAAGUGAGACUGAGUCAAGAAACCCAACUCGGAGACGAUCCAAGAGAAACCGGAAGGUGGGUACUAAUAUAACAACAGACGAAAUCAAGGAACCAAAGUUGUUGAGAAAACCCAGUUUGGUCGAGUCACCGACCGAGCCAGAACCGGUGAGUUCUGUUUCUGAUACUUCUCCUGAAGAAGAUGUUGCUAUGUGUCUUAUGAUGCUUUCAAGAGAUGUUUGGAAAACAAAGAAUGCAGAACAAAAUUCAGUUGAGUUGUUGGAAGAAUCAAAAGAGAUCGAGUUGAACAACAAGAGUGAGUUAAGCAAGAAGAUUCGUGGGAAGUAUCGAUGCGGGAAUUGCAAGAAAGUAUUUCGAUCUUAUGAUACAUUGGAUGAACAUAAAAGAGUUUGCUGUGAAACCAAAAAUGCAGGUAAAGUUGCUGCUGCUGCUGUUGUUGCUGCUAACGACAAGACAUUUCAGUGUCCAUUUUGUUACAGAGUGUUUGGGUCAGGACAGGCGCUCGGCGGUCACAAGAGAUCUCAUUUGCUUGCUGCUGCUUCCUCAUCAAAUGCUGCUGCUGCAAAUUCUACUAAAUUUGACAACAAGUUGAUAGAUCUAAACCUGCCUGCUCCAUCCGAAGAUGAUGAGUUUAGUGUGGUAUCAGAUGCAUAAAUUGAAUGAUGGGGCUAUCGAGCAGUUAUGGGAAUUCACGUGGAUCUGAUGCUAUACAUUCAAUUUGCUAUGCAUUGUUUCAAACUUGAUUUUUUUACUGUAGUUGCUAAUAUUUCUUCAUUCAUAGAUGAAUCAUGAAUGUUUUUGUAACUUUUCUCUUUUGGUAUUCUUUCUAUUCUUCAUUGUUGCUGACCCACAAUUCAUUUCUUGAAUUCUCCGCAAGUGUUUUGUCUCCAACACUUGUUAACUGUUAUUGCUAAAACUUACAAGCUGAAAAUUGUUACAAGCUUCAUUCAAUCUAGCUAGCACUGAAACUGAAACUCUAAACUCUCCUACCACUAGUGUUUUUUCCUCCCUUCAAGUACAAUUUUCACUUCUUUCAAGAUUUUGUCGUGGUAUUAGUGGCAUUACUGUUUGUUGAAACAGUUGAUUAACUGAAGCAGCCAUUGUCGCGUUGAGGUAUCAGAUAGCAAUGACUUGGAUCAAGUUUCACUUCAAGUGUACCCCAUGUCAGAGAAACGAAAAAAAAAUGAAAGCAGUUUUUCUGGGGUUUGGUUGCUUGUGGACCAAGCACUGGUCUCUGCAAGUACCAAAGUGUUCAAUUCUGUUAGCAUGUCCUGUUUCUUGUUUUCCAGCUGUUCUGUA
Messenger RNA from Theobroma umbraticum, 1762 nucleotides. RefSeq names its product C2H2-like zinc finger protein. Gene Ontology annotation, biological process: regulation of DNA-templated transcription. NCBI's taxonomy places the organism in Eukaryota, Viridiplantae, Streptophyta, Magnoliopsida, Malvales, Malvaceae. The record is from RefSeq and is a predicted model, not a curated record.